UAUUCAAACGUGUGUCAUAUUUAUUGUAUUUAUCUUGUAUUAUGUUUCGCAACACCUAUCAGAGCGGAUUUCUUACGGUAUUCUCCAGCAGUGGCAGCAAACCGCUCGAAAUAUGGGACGUGGUCACCAAAAAUGGCCACUCCAAACGGGUAACGGACGAAGAUCUGAAGCUGAUGUCGUACGAACUGAUGGGAUCCAAUGUGGCGACGACCUACAUGGUGGCCCCUAGAAGGCCCUGCCCCUCUUUGGGCGUAAAGCUUCCAUUUUUGGUGCUGCUAGUGAAAAAUUUGAGAAAGUUUUUCUCUUUUGAAAUCCAAAUAUUGGAUGAUAGAAACUUGAUGCGUAGAUUCCGGGCAUCGAACUAUCAAAGCUCUACACGGGUUGACAAUUUUUGCACCGUUAUGCCUUUGGCGCUGACUCCCGGAUGGAACCAGAUUCAAUUUAAUUUGGCCGAUUUCACCCGGCGAGCCUACGGGACGAACUACAUUGAAACGGUUCGGCUACAGAUUCAUGCCAACAUUCGGGUGAAGCGGAUCUAUUUUAGUGAUCGUUUGUACAACGACGAUGAGGUUCCAGCCCAACUGAGGCUUCACCCACCACCGAGACCAACAAAGUUGAACGAGAUUAUGAAAGGGAAGGGCAAAAAGAAGUCCGAAAUUCAGGAAUCCGUUCGGCCAACUACUCCGGUACCAGAAGGAGAAGAAGCUGAGGAACAGUUACCAGGCGUUGUGGAAGAGGUUGUUGGAGAACCGGUGGAGAUUCCAGAGACUGGCGAAAAUCCCCCUACAGAAGAAGCUGCUGAAGUUGUGGCAGAGAUCUCUCCUGAAGAAGUUCCUGUUGAAGAAAACGUACCACAAGAAGCCGUUGAUGAAAACGUAACAGCUCCGGCUGAGGAGGCUGAAGGUGGUCCGGUAGUCGAAGAAGUUGUCGAAGGAACUGUCGAACCACCUCCGGAACCUGCAGCAGAGGCAGAAGAACCAGCACCUGAAGAAGUAGCACAAUAAUUUGAAAAAUGCUCAUUUAGCUUUGACUUCUUUUUAUCCAAAUU
This is a messenger RNA of Uranotaenia lowii, 1048 nucleotides long. RefSeq lists its product as uncharacterized. Gene Ontology annotation, biological process: cilium assembly; regulation of cilium beat frequency involved in ciliary motility; positive regulation of cell motility. The record is from RefSeq and is a predicted model, not a curated record. Lineage: Eukaryota; Metazoa; Arthropoda; Insecta; Diptera; Culicidae. The transcript is spliced from 2 exons. Gene Ontology annotation, cellular component: ciliary basal body; motile cilium. The coding region runs from base 42 to 1004 and encodes 320 amino acids.